AAGACUUCAGCUCGGACUCAACGCCAUUUGUACAAUCAUUUAAGCUUUAUAAUCGACAAGGAAAUGAACAUAUCACAGCUGUUUCAGUCGUAUCAGGAUUUGUCUGGGGAGCAGAUGAAUCAAAUCAAUGAGUAUGUGGCACGAUCCUUGCUUUACGUGGUGCACAUCCACAUUAUGAGCGUGACGCCGUCGCUGGUGCUGACCCUCUGCUGCCGCAAUAAUCAUACCUGCAACUUCUACAACGAGAUGAUGAGUGUACUUUUUCGUGACUGGGGCAUAGCUCCACUCCAGAUUGUCACUGUGGAGCAGGGCAUGCUGCGACAAUUUAUUCCGGGCCGCAGGCAUUACAAUCUGAUAUUCACGGACUCCUACGCAGCCUUUGCGGAGAUUGAGGUGGAGGCUCAUUCCAAGGAAUACAAUUACAAUGAGUACUAUUACAUUUUCCUGCAAGCUCGCGACCACUUACUGCUGAGGGAGAUGCGUCGUAUCUUCGAGCAUUGCUGGCGCCAUCAGCUCAUCAAUUGCAACAUCCAGGUGCAGAGAUCCAAUGGAGAUAUCCAGUUGUACACAUAUCUGCCAUUUGGACCCCAGAGCUGUGCUGAUACGACGCCACAGCUGAUCAAUCGUUACAAUGGCAGCCAUAUGCUCGAACCAGAGCUCUUUCCCCGCGGCAUUGAGGGCCGUAUUUUGCAGACGUUUAUUGAAAGACUCAAUUUAAGCAUCCAUGUGCAACAGAUACCGGUUGGGACAGAAUACCAGACCAACAGACUACUCCAAAUGCUGAACAGUAAUCAAGCCGAUAUAUGUGUGGGUGGCAUUCGCCAGACGGUAGAACGCAGUCUGUUGGGUACAUCUACACAUAACUAUCUCCAGACAACCGUCCGUUUUGGCGUCUUGGGUGUCACCUACGAGCUGACCUCCUUAGAUAUUCUACUCUUUCCAUUUCGCACAUCCAUUUGGCUGGCAAUUGGCGUUGUGCUCACUCUUUCGCUUGUGAUGCAAUUAACUAUGGAUCGGCUACUGGUGCUUAGGCAACAAGGUUGUCUCUUGCUCAAUCUGUUGUUGAUUUUUGUGGGCAUGCCUAUGCUACAGAUGCCGCGCUCUAUUGCGAAGCGCGUUUACUCCAUAGCGUUAAUUCUCUACACGUUGCUCAUACGCACCAUGUACCAGGGCAUGCUUUACCAUUUGAUACGCACACGCAUGCUGAGCCGGCUACCCCAGUCCAUCGAAGAGCUGGUGGCUCACAACUAUGAAGUGGUGCUUUCAACUGGAAUUAAUGAGGUACUUUCUGAAAUACCUCUUGUGCAACAGAUGCGAUUCCGAGUGGUCGAUGGGGACGGAUCUGAAAUGAAUCCUUUGCAUUACCUAGCGCAAAAUCAACGGGACAAGAGGCAGGUGGCAGCCACUGUGCUAGAUUUAUUUCUCCUGUAUAAUCAGUUGAGUGUCUACAAUAAUAAAGAGCCAAUUCAGGAGCGGACGGUAAAUCAAUUCGAGAUCAUAGCGCAGGAUGUGAUCGACCUGCAGAUGACCAUGUACCUAAGAAAACAUUCCUUUCUGAUCGAUGCUUUCAACGAGGAAAUCAUGUGGAUGCGUUCUGGAGGCCUGCUGGCAAUCUGGGAGCGCUGGGAGCUGGACGAUCGCUAUUUACGAGACACGCAGGAGAACAACUUCAGAACAUUCGGUCUCCAUGAACUAUACAUUGUAUUUGUGCUAAUGCUGAUUGGACUAAUGUUUGGCGCGUUUAUAUUUUGCCUGGAGCUGAUCUCAUUACGAUUUCCACGAUUUCAGCGCUGGGUUCUAUUACAAUAA
Molecule: messenger RNA, 1809 nt
Organism: Drosophila hydei
Lineage: Eukaryota; Metazoa; Arthropoda; Insecta; Diptera; Drosophilidae
Exons: 3
Coding region: 64-1809 (581 amino acids)
Source: RefSeq, a predicted model, not a curated record